Geodia barretti is the source of this 2823-nucleotide messenger RNA. The record is from the annotation of a GenBank genome assembly. NCBI's taxonomy places the organism in Eukaryota, Metazoa, Porifera, Demospongiae, Tetractinellida, Geodiidae.
AUGAGAACUGCGUUGCUUGCAGCGUUGGUCGUGGUGGCCGUGGCUGCAGUUACUGCCCAAUACGGCGGCGGGGGAACUGCCUCAGAACGUGGUGCCUUGAUCCAAGAUGCUGUCUCUGAAGCUAAGACACAUGCUGCACAGAGAGCAGAGGAUAUAAAAGCGAAGGCACAGGCGGUCGGAAAAGGCCGGGCAAGGAUCACCAGCAAACACUACAAGCAGGCCUCAAAGGAGGCACGCAGGCAGGGAGAAGCCCGCCAGCUGUUUGAGAACAUGGUCCAGAGAGCAGAGAGGAAACUGGCCGAGGCACAGAGGAAAUCCCAAGCUGGUGCAAUGAGUUCACAAGCCAGAGCCGAGGCACUUGCCAGUGAACUGUUCCACAGACCCGGGUCGUUGCUGACUCACGAGGAGAUCUCUACGUUGAUGACGGAGGCGGGGUGCAGGGCCAGGGAGGAGGAAGAAUUCGAGUGCUUUACUCCAUCUUUCCAACGUUUCCGGACAAUCGACGGCGUUUGCAACAACCUCGAUAAUCCGCUGCUCGGAGCUACCGACACUGCGCUACCUCGUCUUAUCCCCUCCCAGUACGAAGACGGCAUCUCUUCGCUGAGAGGCAACAUCCAAAACAGGCAGGGUGGACUUUUCAACACUACCGCAUUUGUGCCACCCAAUCCCAGUGCGAGACACGUCAGCCAGACUGUUAUAUUGGACAUCCCCCAAGACGAGCGUCUCACGCACAUCCUCAUGCAAUUUGGACAGUUUAUCGACCACGAUCUCUCACUCUCGCCUGAACUGGAAGACGAGUGUGCCGAGAGAGCCCAGCACUGUGAGUUCACCGACAUUUGCCAGCCCAUUCGGGUCACAGACCUCGACCCCGUGUUUGGAGCGGGUACUUCCAACAACGGUGCCUGCAUUGCCUUCUCGCGUUCUCUCGGGGCAUGCCCAGAUCCCGAUGAGCCUCAGGUGAACAGGGGAAUCGUGCCUCGGAAUCAAAUCAACGUCCUCACGUCCUUCAUCGACGGAUCCAUGAUCUACGGCUCAGACGAAGAAUUCGCUAACAAGCUAAGAUUAAUGCAAGGAGGUUUGCUGAAAGAGGGAGACGCACAACCCACGAAGAAACCGGAACUCCCUCGUAUCUUAAGAGCCGAUAACAUCAGGGAAGACGGAGAGGUGUUUGUUGGGUGCCCUGAGAGCGCCGAGGGAGAGUUUGGGUGCUUCUUGGCUGGCGAGUUCCGAGUCAACGAGCAAAUCGUCCUAACUGUCAUGCAGACCCUCUGGUUCCGUGAGCACAACCGAGUCGCUCGUGAGCUUGCCACACUCAACCCAAGCUGGAACGAUGAGCGACUCUACCAGGAGGCCAGAAAAAUCGUCGGGGCCAUCAUCCAGAAGAUUGUCUAUUAUGACUACCUCCCGAGAAUAUUAGGGAAGCGAGUUUAUGACAUUGUCGUCGGGGAGUACCUUGGAUACGACCCUAGAAUCAACCCUGGUGUCAACAAUGCCUUUGCAAAUGCAGCGUACAGAUAUGGACACACCCUCAUCCGACCGUUCUUUGACAGACUGGGCUCCAGCUACCAAAACAUUGCCGCAGGACCUCUGGAGCUUUCACAAGCAUUCUUUGAUUCAGACCAGUUUCGUAACAGUUUCGGUACCGAUCCACUCACCAGAGGUUUAAUUACUCAAAACGCCCGACGAGUCGACGAGUUUCUCACCUCCGUUCUGACCAGCAACCUCUUCCGCACUCACCUCGACCUGGCCUCCCUCAACAUACAGCGCGGGCGCGAUCACGGACUCCCACCCUACCCCACCUGGGAGCGCUACUGCGAGGAGACCUUCCCGGAGCUGACUUUUCCCGCAGAGUUCGAGAACACGCUCACCCUCCUCCGUUUCAUGGAGGUCUACGGCUCUCUAGACACAGUUGAUCUGUGGAUAGGUGGCUUGGCAGAGAGGAGAGAGGCUGGCGCACUGCUAGGUCCCACCUUUGCCUGUCUCUUUGGCAUCACCUUUGCCAAUAUCAGAGACGGUGACAGGUUUUACUACAAGGCUGAAGGAAUUUUUGAGCCAGCACAGGUGAACUCGAUACAGCAGCACAGCCUUGCUGCAGUCAUCUGCGACAACAGUGACGGUAUAACAGAGGUCCAAAAGGACGUGUUCUUAACAGGCAGACGUGUUGGCUGUGACCAGAUCCCCAGAAUCGAUCUCCGACUAUGGCAGGAAUCUGGCUGCCACUAUCGCGUCGAUAUCUCCGCUCGUCGCUUCGCUUUACCAAUCCGGUCCACUAGCCUGAAUCCGGCCAGUCUAUUCUCUCAAAGUAUUCCGGCUAGUUCUGACACUACCUCCAUUUGUGUGCCUGUUGGCUGCUCUACUCCUGGACCUUUCGGGACUCUCGUCGGAUUCUACCCAGCAGCCACAGGUAUUCUGGGGCGGUUCCUCCAAGUGAACUCCAACCCUCUGAUCCCUGUAAGCUUCGCCAGUCAGCCCACCUACACCGCAGUCUGGACUCCGCCACUCUUUGGCGGCAGUGGCACGGGGGUGCACACAAGUCUUGCUUCCUGUGAGAGUGACAAUACUCCUGCCUUGACCAUUGAUUUCCGUUCCUCGGCCCAGGAGAUCUCCAGCGAACAAGAGGCGCUCAUUGCACAAGCCAACGAUGAAGACCCAGCCGACCCUAGCUCAACCGAACAUAUUCCAGAUGACUUGGCAAAGGCCAUUUUAGAGUUCCAGAAAAAACUUCAAGCAACACCGGAACCUCCGACCGUCACAGCCGUGGAAGAUGCUGACGCUGAGCUCAUGUCUGACCUAGAGGCUGCGCUCAAAUCUCUCGAUGUCUGA